Thunnus maccoyii (southern bluefin tuna) is the source of this 10209-nucleotide messenger RNA. RefSeq names its product voltage-dependent R-type calcium channel subunit alpha-1E (gene cacna1ea). The coding region runs from base 396 to 7997 and encodes 2533 amino acids. The record is from RefSeq and is a predicted model, not a curated record. The transcript has 49 exons. Lineage: Eukaryota; Metazoa; Chordata; Actinopteri; Scombriformes; Scombridae. Gene Ontology annotation, molecular function: high voltage-gated calcium channel activity. Gene Ontology annotation, cellular component: voltage-gated calcium channel complex; membrane; neuronal cell body. Gene Ontology annotation, biological process: chemical synaptic transmission; calcium ion import across plasma membrane.
CACACAUACAUCCAAGCGGCGUUGCAUCGCAUCACCUUGAACGCCCCACUCUUUCAAAGAAAAUUAUUUUAGCCCACAAACCCCGAGUCCACUUCAUUUAAAUCAUUCAUCAUCACAGGAUAUUGCUUCGUUUUUUUUUUAAUUUGACUGUUUUUUAUUGUAGAGUUUGAAUCCUCUUUUAUUGGUCCCUAUGGCAACAAAUAAAGUGCACAUUGUAAAAAAAAAAAAAAAAGGGCGAAAUAGUCUGAUGAUAGGAUUGUGUGCACACUGUUAACAGUACGGCGGACGUGGUCGUAUCUGCUGCCACAUUUUCAUUUUCUGUGGAAAGGUGCACGAAAUGGAAAGGAGUACUCCCUUUUUAGCACUAUGCUGAGAUCCUGGGCAGUCUUUCGACCAUGCUGGAACUGGGCUCCUGUUCGGUCAGCUCUCAAUCUCUGACAGGGGACCACAAUGCUUUGGGGCUACCUAGAACCUCGGGAGGGCCUGAGUGUCCAGAUGAUGGUCUGGGUCUUGGCAUGGGGGAGAUGUGUGGUAGCAGUACCCCCAGGCGCCAAAUCCUCCACACGUCCCCGGUGGACUGUGAAAGCUGGCAGAAGCAUCGCGCAGGACUGGUCAGAGGGUCGAGCCUGUUUUCUGGGUCCCACUCCCUCCUGGAGCCUCUGAGUCUCUCGACCAGCUAUGACACCCUCUACCUCCCACACACGUCCGCCCACGCUCCACCUCUACACCAGAACCGCCUCGGCCUCUCUCUUGAUGUGACCUCAUCUUUCGAAGUCGGAGGGGGAAUGCUGGGGGUCGAUGGAGAUUUGGUGGUUAGUCCCAAUGUGAUGAAGAGGCGUAGGGGCGGCCUGAUCGAGCAGAGGGACAUCGUGAAAGCCCACCAGGCUCAUAAGAUACAAAGCACACCACAAGCACGACGCAAGGAGUGGGAAAUGGCCCGAUUUGGAGACGACGUUCCGGGCUUUUUGAGCUCAGGAGAUGGAGGGUCCGAGCGCAACAGGAACCGCGAUGGCGCGGCCGUGUCCACAGGUGGCAUCUCCCCAGCCUUCAAGCAGACCAAAGCGCAGCGUGCCCGCACCAUGGCCUUGUACAACCCUAUCCCGGUCAGGGAGAACUGCUUCACCGUCAACAGGUCCCUCUUCAUCUUCGGCGAGGACAACGUGGUCAGGAAGUACGCCAAGAAAAUCAUUGAGUGGCCUCCGUUUGAGUACAUGAUCCUCGCCACUAUCAUCGCCAACUGUAUCGUCUUGGCUCUGGAGCAGCACCUGCCUGGAGAGGACAAAACACCCAUGUCCAAGAGGCUGGAGAAGACAGAACCCUACUUCAUAGGGAUGUUCUGUUUCGAGGCGGGGAUAAAGAUCAUCGCCCUGGGCUUUGUAUUUCAUAAAGGCUCCUACCUCAGAAACGGCUGGAACGUCAUGGACUUCAUUGUAGUCCUCAGUGGGAUCCUGGCUGCAGCAGGGGCGCACAUGAACAUCUCAGUGGACCUGAGGACUCUGAGGGCAGUGCGAGUGCUCCGACCCCUCAAACUGGUCUCAGGCAUCCCAAGUCUGCAGAUAGUCCUGAAGUCUAUAAUGAAGGCCAUGGUUCCUCUGCUGCAGAUUGGCCUUCUGCUCUUUUUUGCAAUCCUCAUGUUUGCCAUCAUCGGCCUGGAGUUUUACAGCGGCAGACUGCAUAGCACCUGCACACCGGAGCCUGGAAUACUGGAAAACGAGACGGUGGACUCUUCCGAGUUUGAGUUCCCAUGUGGCGUGCGUCAGUGUCCAGCCAAAUACACCUGCAACCAUACUUGGAUUGGCCCUAAUGACGGCAUCACCCAGUUUGACAACAUCCUGUUUGCUGUUCUCACUGUCUUCCAAUGCAUCACCAUGGAGGGAUGGACCACUGUACUCUACAAUACCGACGAUGCCUUGGGCCCCAACUGGAACUGGCUCUACUUCAUCCCUCUCAUCAUCAUUGGCUCCUUCUUUGUCCUGAACCUGGUGCUGGGAGUCCUCUCUGGGGAGUUUGCCAAGGAGAGGGAGAGGGUGGAGAACCGCAGGGCCUUCAUGAAAUUGAGACGCCAACAGCAGAUUGAGAGAGAGCUCAACGGCUACCGGGCCUGGAUCGACAGAGCAGAGGAGGUGAUGCUUGCUGAGGAGAAUAAGAAUCCAGGACCGUCAGCCCUUGAUGUGUUGAAGAGAGCCACCACCAUAAAGAGGAGAGGCAUGGAUGUGGUGCGUCGAGGGCAACCAGGGGAAGAACAAUAUGGUGACAUCUCCUCUGUGGGCAUCCCCAUGGCUAGAGCAAGUAUCAGGAGCGCCAAACGAGGUCCUACAGCAUAUUUCCGCCGCAAAGAGCGUCUCCUGCGUAUCUCCAUCCGCCGUGUUGUGAAGACACACACUUUCUACUGGACAGUUCUGGGCCUGGUGGCUCUCAACACCCUGUGUGUUGCAAUCGUUCACCACAACCAGCCCCUCUGGCUGUCGAAUUUCCUCUACUAUGCAGAGUUCCUGUUCCUCGCUCUGUUCCUGACUGAGAUGUUUCUGAAGAUGUACAGCUUAGGACCACGUCUCUACUUCCACUCCUCUUUCAACUGCUUUGACUGCAGUGUGAUUGUUGGCAGCAUCUUUGAAGUGCUGUGGGGUUUCUUCAGGCCUGGCACUUCUUUUGGCAUCAGUGUCCUGCGAGCUCUCCGUCUGCUGAGGAUCUUCAAGAUCACUAAGUAUUGGGCAUCUCUGAGGAAUCUGGUCGUUUCUCUGAUGAAUUCCAUGAAGUCCAUCAUCUCCCUUAUCUUCCUUCUCUUCCUCUUCAUCGUUGUCUUCGCACUUCUUGGCAUGCAGCUCUUCGGUGGCAGGUUCAUCUUUGAAGACUACACCCCGACAAACUUUGACACCUUUCCUGCAGCCAUCAUGACCGUCUUUCAGAUCCUAACAGGAGAGGACUGGAACGAGGUGAUGUACAACGGUAUUCGCUCUCAAGGAGGAGUGAACUCUGGCAUGUGGUCCUCCAUCUACUUUAUAGUGCUCACACUGUUUGGAAACUACACUCUGCUGAAUGUUUUCUUGGCCAUUGCUGUGGACAACCUUGCCAAUGCACAAGAACUUACUAAGGAUGAAGAGGAAGCAGAGGCAGCGUUCAACCAGAAGCAUGCUCUCCAGAAAGCAAAGGAGGUCGGACCGUUGUCCUCCUUCAUGUCCUCAGAGGGAAGCCGGAGGAGGCGGCCCUACCUGUACAGGAAAAGAGCCAUCCACCGCAGCCGGCCUACCUACUCCUGCUCCCUGGAAGAGGCCCAGGGCAGCAUGAGGGAGUGCCGCCCACUCCCACCACUCAACCCCUCUAACUCUUUCAUGUCCAGGAGGGAGAGAAGUAAAAGGAUGACCAUGUCAGUGUGGGAGCAGAGGACCAGCCAGCUGCGGAAACACCGCCAGAUGUCCAGCCGAGAGAUCCUGUUCAACAACCCCAGCGAGGAGAAGGAUGGGCCUUCUGCUGCAGCUCAGGCCCAGCAUGGGCAUCCGCUGUCACUGCACCGCAAGACCAUGCAGCAAACACCUUCCGGGAGUCUGAAGCGCCUGACAGACCCCCUGUCCUCACCAUCCAAAAGUCAGGCUGUGAAUAUGCCUCUAGAUGCUGCCCUCUCUGGUGACAUUACCAAUCCACCAAUGUCAGUGCUGGUGCCAGAGUCAUUGGAUCCUAUGAAAGUUCCUGUUCCUGAUGCAUCUGUAACCAUGGCAAUACCAGAUCCUCCUGAAGCAGAGCCCGUCACCGAGGGCGGAAAACUGGGUGUUAAUCAGAGUCACAACACCAACAGUGAGCGCAGGAGCCCCAGAUUGAACGGUGAGCGUCAGCACAGGGCAGUGAAGAAGUUCCGACCACCAGAUAAUGGUGACACCCUAACGCCCGACAUGGGAGGUCAUAGUGGGACCAAGGGCAGGAGGUCGCCACAUCACUGUGACCAUCAGACCGGGGACAGAAGUCGGGGGUCAUCUCCCCAGAAUGGAGGCCACUCAGAGAAUCGCUCAGUCAGCAGGGAGAGGAAAAGAAAUCCUGGGAAAGCAGAGAAGAAGGAAGUAGAGAGUGAAAAGAGGGAAGGAGAGGUGUCCAAACCUGAGGAGAGCAGACAAGGUAACUGUAAUGAGGGAGGGGACACUGGCCCACCAGACAAACAUACUGGUGACCAGUGUCCUCAGAAGCAGGAGGAGCCUACGCAGCAAUCAGAGCCGUCUCCACCUGUUGUCUCAGAGAGCAACAAAGAAGACAAGGAGACACAACAGGACCAGGAUAAAUCUCAGCUCAGCCCCAGUGUGAUCAUUGAGGUGCCCAACGAGCAGUCGUCUCUGGAGCUCUCCACAAUCACAGUCAACAGUAAAGACCCUGAAACCUGUAAAUCAGAGAAGGAGGAGGCAGAGGAGACACAGCCUGUCAACACUGUGACUCCAGUCAGUAUGUUCAUCUUCAAACCUGACAAUCCGGUGCGUCGAGUGUGUCACUAUGUGGUGAACCUCAGGUACUUUGAAAUGUCCAUCCUCUUGGUCAUAGCUGCUAGUAGUAUAGCACUCGCUGCAGAGGACCCUGUGGCCACCUCCUCUGACUGGAAUAAGGUUCUACGGUAUUUUGAUUAUGUGUUCACUGGAGUCUUCACAUUUGAAAUGAUUAUAAAGAUGAUUGACCAGGGUCUGAUCCUCCAUGAUGGCUCCUACUUCAGAGACUUGUGGAACAUCCUCGACUUCAUUGUCGUGGUGGGAGCACUGGUGGCCUUUGCCCUCACCAAUGUGAUGGGAAAUAACAAAGGACGGGACAUUAAAACCAUCAAAUCUCUGAGAGUGUUGCGUGUCCUCAGACCCUUGAAGACCAUCAAGAGACUUCCUAAACUCAAGGCGGUGUUCGACUGCGUGGUGACGUCUCUGAAAAACGUCUUCAACAUCUUGAUUGUCUACAAGCUUUUUAUGUUCAUCUUUGCCGUCAUUGCUGUGCAGCUCUUCAAGGGGAAGUUUUUCUACUGUACCGACAGUUCGAAGGACACAGAGAAGGACUGCCAAGGUUAUUACAUUGACUAUGGGAAAGACAAGAAAGAGGUGAAGAGAAGAGACUGGAAGAGGCACGAGUUCCACUACGACAACAUCAUCUGGGCCCUGCUGACUCUCUUCACUGUUUCCACCGGAGAGGGAUGGCCUCAGGUCCUGCAGCACUCAGUAGAUGUGACGGAGGAAGACAGGGGCCCGAGCCACGGCAACAGGAUGGAGAUGUCUAUCUUCUAUGUCAUCUACUUUGUUGUCUUUCCUUUCUUCUUCGUCAACAUCUUUGUGGCUCUCAUCAUCAUCACCUUCCAGGAACAGGGGGAUAAGAUGAUGGAGGAGUGUAGCCUGGAGAAGAAUGAGAGAGCAUGCAUAGACUUUGCCAUCAGUGCCAAGCCCCUAACCCGUUACAUGCCCCAAAACCGGCACACGUUCCAGUACCGUCUGUGGCAUUUUGUGGUGUCGCCAUCUUUUGAGUACACCGUUCUGGCCAUGAUCGCUCUCAACACCAUUGUACUGAUGAUGAAGUAUUACUCUGCCCCGCCGGCGUAUGAAGCCGUACUGAAGCACCUGAACACAGCCUUCACUGUUCUCUUCUCUGUCGAGUGUGUCCUCAAGAUCAUGGCCUUCGGAUUUCUGAACUACUUUCGAGACACAUGGAACAUUUUUGACUUCAUCACUGUCUUGGGCAGCAUCACUGAGAUUGUGGUAGACUUGCAGUCUGUUGAGAAGUUCAACAUGAGUUUCUUGAAGCUGUUCCGAGCAGCUCGUCUGAUCAAGCUGCUGAGACAAGGCUACACCAUCCGGAUCCUUCUAUGGACCUUCGUCCAGUCCUUCAAGGCUUUGCCCUACGUUUGCCUGCUCAUCGCCAUGCUCUUCUUUAUCUACGCCAUCAUUGGCAUGCAGGUGUUUGGGAACAUUAAGCUGAAUGAAGAGACUCACAUUAACCAGCACAACAACUUCAAGACCUUCUCUGGUGCUCUGAUGCUGCUCUUCAGGAGUGCCACAGGGGAGUCAUGGCAGGAGAUCAUGUUGUCGUGUCUGGGGGGACAGCAGUGUGAGACAGACCCCUCGCUUCCUCCAGCAGUACUGCCGACUGACCAUGGGGGGGGCUGUGGCUCUGACUUUGCCUAUUUCUACUUUGUCUCCUUCAUCUUCUUCAGUUCCUUCCUGAUGCUGAACCUGUUUGUGGCUGUGAUCAUGGAUAACUUUGAGUAUCUGACUCGGGACUCGUCCAUCCUGGGUCCCCACCACCUGGAUGAGUUUGUCCGAAUCUGGGGGGAGUAUGAUCGUGCUGCCUGUGGUCGCAUCCAUUACACUGACAUGUAUGAGAUGUUGACCAACAUGUCACCACCUCUAGGACUGGGCAAGAAAUGCCCCUCCAAGGUGGCAUAUAAGAGACUAGUCCUGAUGAACAUGCCUGUGGACGAUGACAUGUCCGUCCACUUCACCUCCACCCUCAUGGCCCUCAUCCGCACGGCCCUGGAGAUCAAGAUAGCCAGAGGAGGAGAAGAUCGAAAUCAGAUGGACCUGGACCUGCAGAAGGAGAUUAGUGUCAUCUGGCCUCAUCUCUCUCAGAAGACACUCGACCUGCUGGUUCCCAUCCACAAAGCCAGUGACAUGACGAUAGGGAAGAUCUAUGCCGCCAUGAUGAUCAUGGACUAUUACAAGCAGAGCAAGGCCAAGAAGCUCCGACAACAACUGGAGGAACAGAAACAUGCUCCUAUGUUCCAGCGUAUGGAUGCCUCCUCUCUGCCUCAAGAGAUCCUAUGCAAUGCCAAAUCCCUGUCAUUCCUCAGGCAUAGUGCCGGAUCUGCUCUCACCAGAGGAGGCUUUGUGGCGCUCAGCCCCAUCUCUCCCCAAGAGAUGUUCCUGCAGCCACUGUCUCGCUCCAGGGAAGAGAAGGAGGAGGACGACGACGACAACUACCAUUCACCCUACCACCCUUACCACAACCCACAUCAUCAUCACCACCAUUUACACACACUGGUGCAAGAUGUAGUGGAGUAUAACCAAUUGAAGCAGCAGGCGAGGCAGGACCCAACAGCGAUGAAAUCACCUCAGCGGACACCAUCUAUCAGAGCAUCCUCUAUGCCAAGACUGGCUGUUGAUCCACAGCCUGGGAUGACAGCAGACAGUAAGCUUAUGAAGCGCUCCUUCUCCACCAUCGGCGACCAGUGUGUCAACAGCCUGUGGCAAGAACAACACUCUCUGGAGAGAAUCAGCCCUGAUGGCACAUACAGGCCUCGCCAGAAGAACUACAGAGGCCCUAGAAUCAACCACAGGGAAACAAGUAGUCACGAGAGAGGGCGGUCCAAGGAACGGCGCCACCUACUGUCUCCAGACGUGUCCCGCUGUAACUCUGAGGAGCGCAGUCGAGACCCAUCAUGCGAGAGGAGACAGUCCCGUUCACCCAGUGAAGGACGUGCACACACCUUACAGAGACAGGUCAACAGAUCAGUCAGCCCCGGCCAUUCAGCUUCAGAGUCUGGUACUCCUCGUAAUCGGCGCCAGCUUCCCCAGACACCCUCUCGCCCACGGCCUUACAUCUCCUACUCACCUCUGGUCUGCCGAGCCCAACCAUCCGCCACACCAGCAACCUCCUCUGAGGGACAGACCCUGGCUCAGGACGGCCCUGGUGGCUCUACAGAGACCUCAUGGAGGGCUAACAAGGAGGGCAGGCCCCUGGCUGCAGGUCAGGGGUCAUCAGGAGGUCAGGUUUCAGGACCAAGCCACCCAUCUCCUCACCGCUACAUCUCAGAGCCUUACCUCGCGUUCCAUGAGGACCUCAGCGGUGGUGAGGCGGGCGAGGGGCAGGAGACCCUCACUUUUGAGACUGCCAUGGCAACCAGUCUGGGACGUGCCAAUGCCAUAAGCUCCGCUCCUCAGCUCAGACACUCCUGGCAGGUUCCUAACGGCCAUUUCCGGAAGCACUUGGGCCAGGCUAGCCCGGCUGGUGCCGGCGAGCUGUUAAGUGACACAGACGAGGACGACCGCUGCUAAAACCCAGAGAGGACGACGGGUAAGAGGAUGCACAGAACGACAGGGCACCUCAGAGCAGCACCACCACAAGGCUUUAGCUCCUCUGUGGCUCUGAGAACUUGUAGCAUAACAGGCAGAACUGAACACCACUGCUAUUUAUCUGGAUACUUUGGUGUCUGUCUGCAACGUGUCCUUGUGUGUGUGUUUGCUGUAGCUGGAGGGAGGCUGCGUAUGUGGACAUGGAUGUUUGUUUACGUGUGUGCGCUCUCAACAGAGAAAAUUUGCCAAAUCAAGAAAACAGCAGACUGUACUAUAAGUAGCUCACUGCAGGCAAACCAACAUGUUGCCAAGCCUUUCCACACAAGUAGGUGUUUUGAUUGUUAUUUGAACAAAAUAUGUCAAGAUGUUGAAUCCCAGAAACUGAUUUAAGUGCAUUUUGUGUAGGUGAACAUAGAGGUAGCAUGUUAAAAAUGUAAUAUGAUGAAUGUAUUUUAGCUUUUGGUUCUAAUGUUCAGGUCAUUUGAGAAGGUUGCUGUUAGUCUUUGCUGUGCAUAGUUGUAAGGGGAGCAAUGAAACGGAGGGUUGAUACAGACAGAUUUUGGCAGAAUAUAAACAGUAAUCCACCAUUACAAACAGUUCUUGUUUACAAAAAGGGUGUCCACAUGGUUUAUGGGCAUUACACAGUCACUAAUCGAUGAGUACAAACCUUAACCUGAACUGAACUUCUAGUGCUUGCUGAUUUAGUUAUUUUUCUUCCCUAUCUGAUAAUAAUGACAAUGUACAUUCAUGUGGAGCAGCACAGUGUAGGUUUACAGUAUGUUGGAUCUGUGGUGUGAAAAAAGAGGAGGAUCUUUUACAGCAGGAACAGAUAACAGAAAAAGAGAUUUUUUUUGUCUCAGGAUAUUGGACCAUUGGAUUUAUAAUGUAAUGUAUUAUCCUCUGAAAGGUUGAGCUGAAUAUUUUGGACCCAAAAUGAAGUAAAAAAGACUAGAAGAGCCUUCAAUCAGCAUGAUGUCCAGUAUGACAAGACCAUCACAAGGACCCUGUGGACUACGUCUGCUCUGUUCAUGGACCGUAAUUGCUCUGGCCUGAGAAACAGCCAUCUGUGGGUUGGACAGCCUGGGUAUUGUUACUAUGUUAGGGCAAAUGGAUGUUUAUUCUGCACACUUCUGUGCUGGAUAACAGCUGUCGACAUUGAGUCAGAGAGGUGACUAAAGCCAUUUUCUUCCUGUACAUAGAGCCGAGGACAUAUCUUCUCCAGGAUAUGUUGCCUUCUCUCAUGUGACAAUGAAAGUGACGAGAAAUUAAAUGUCCUUUUUACAUGUGAUGCAAAUGAUUUCCGCAACACGGAUGCUCUUACAAAAGAGGAAUCACAAGCACAGUAUGGUUUGUUUCUGUGUUAACUCCCUCAUUCUUUCCCUCACAUCAAAUUAAGUCUAUGUUCUGGUCAGUAGAAAUAAGCAUUACUGUAUUUUCUGUGCUCCAGAGUCAUUUCCACAUGCAUGAUGAUCAUGGGAGAUGUUUAUGAGAGAGAUUUGUUUCAGAGCUGCCUAAUUGUUCUUAUUUUAAUGUAUUCAUGAUGUUAGAUAGGAUUUAAAAACACUUAUAUCAGGCAGAAAAAUGUUAAUGCUUUUUUUUUCUUUGUCCCGGCAUUCACUGUCGAUAUCUUUGAACAUUCCGACACUUUAGACCAUUUCUUGUUCCCCCUAAGUAAGAUGUAUAUUGAUAUCAUGUGCUGUUGUGUUGCUGUAAUAUGUUGAGUUUGACAUGUUUCUGAAAUGUGAACACAGGAUAUUUCUGGAAUGAGAUUCCACUGCCUAGAAGAGGCGCUACACCUGCUGGAGUCCCAAACAGAAAGUCCUGGACUGAAAAGAUGUAUCUUAGCAAAGAAACAAGGUUUGGCUUAUACAGUAUACAGGUUAGGUGAAGGCUUCAGCCUGUCGUUUAUAGGACCACGCUUAACAUGUACAGUGCAGCCUAGGACUUGAUCUUGAUGUCCGUCUGUACAGAACAGCCUAAUCUGUGCCUGGGGAAACUUGUCCAAAGAGUUCCCCAUCAAGCCUGGAUUUCCUAGAUAGAGAAGCUUUCUGGUAAAUAUGUAGUAUAAACUGUACAAAAUAAAUCCAUGUUUAAUUUAUUGCACUGUUAAUAUUUUAUUUCAAUCAUGAUGCCUGUCUAUGACUUUAACAAAAGAAAAGUGUUUACACAUCUGUUUAAAGGACCAUUAAAGAGA